AUGGGUGGUAUUGUCUUCGGUCCGGUCGUUGAGCUCUUAGGCUCUCUGGUUGAUUUGCAUUUGGGUACUAUCCCUCGGUUGUUAUGCCUCCGGUUGUCCACUGCCUUGGAUGGCUCGAUAUGUUUGCCUCCUCUUGGCCUUCUAAUUGCUCGGCAGCUGCUUCGAGAAGGCCGCUCUAGUGGCCAGCCGGAGUCGGAGCGUAGGCCAUGCGGAGAAUCCGAGCCUAGCCGAUUCUUGCCGGGGUUGCGGCGAGGUGAGUGGAUAUUAGUUUUUGGUCGGGCUAAAGCCGGGGCUCGCUCAAAUCGGCAGUGUCGAUCUCGGCGGGUUUCACCCUCUCGGUUGGGGCAACAAUCGGAUGAGCAAGCUCGGGAAUCUCAUCUAGCCCCUUCGGUUCGAACAAACAAGGGUAAAAUGCCUGCCGUAGAUCCUUCAUGGAUAGAGCUGGCGGAUUCUUUGGCGAAGCGUGAGAUAGGCGCAACCGAUGGGGCUUUAUUGGAUAUGGUUAGUGCUGGCUUGCUAGACCUCCCAUAG
Messenger RNA from Dovyalis caffra, 531 nucleotides. Lineage: Eukaryota; Viridiplantae; Streptophyta; Magnoliopsida; Malpighiales; Salicaceae. The record is from the annotation of a GenBank genome assembly.